Molecule: messenger RNA, 2077 nt
Organism: Drosophila santomea
Lineage: Eukaryota; Metazoa; Arthropoda; Insecta; Diptera; Drosophilidae
Exons: 6
Coding region: 1547-2077 (176 amino acids)
Source: RefSeq, a predicted model, not a curated record
CUGUAGCAAGUUACUUAGCAGGCGAUGUUUCACCUACAUAACAAAGCACACAGAUAACAUAAACACACCGAACAGAACAGGAAAACAAGGAGGAGCAGAAAGAAAAGGAAUGGAGUGGAUUUUCUAAUUACAAAUGAGCAUAUAACGCGGGUAAACUCCGAUUUCUGUUGUUGCAAUUGCAUCCCAAAGUGGAGCAAUUGGAUGGGGGAAGUACGGAGAAAGAGAAGGAGGAUGAUGAAGAAAGGGGGAGUAAAGAACCGGGGACAAGCGACGAUCAUUAAGCCUCCAGUUGUUGUUAUAACUGUACUGUGAUGUAAGGUUCGUGCUAAGUUUCUACUAAUGCAUAUAUUCGACAGUAAAGACUCGGAAACGAAACGAUAACAAGUAUCGAUUUACCGUUCCUAACAAAGUUAAAUUCAAGUUGCUCAGUAAAAUAUUAUUUACAUAAACAGCUUUGGGUAAAAGUUCCCCACUUUGAAGUCUGUAGAUAUCUGGGUUGCCUUUGUUACACUUUUCGCGAUUCAAAUGGCCGACGUGCGAAACCGUACAUUUGCAUCGAGUAAGAAGCAGAGCGGCCAAAGAGGAUGCGCAACCAGGGGGUUAACAGGCAGCAGUGGGAGCGAGAGGGGUUAAUCGCACCGUCUGCGAUAUGUCACGUUUCGCGGAGGCAGGUGAGUGCAAUAAAGUGGAGUGUGUGACAAGUCAAAAGACAAUUCAACUAAUGAGCGAGCUUAGCUUAGUUGAAAAGCCGCACAAGCAGUCGCACGGCAGUCGAGGAAGCAGUGCGUAAGCAGUGCCACACUGGGACACAAAAUGCAGCUCAUAUUUUGUUUAAAGAAUGAUAAAUACCUUUUCUUGGUAGGUGCAAUCCUGAUAAAAAAAAAGGUAAACAGCUAUUUAUAAAGAUGAAAUCAUGUAGUCGGCGAUUGCCUUGUCAAGUCCGGAAAUGAGAAAUAAUCUCAAAGGUCUAGUUCAAUUCAUAUUUAACUUAACUGCUUAAAAACGAGAAUCUCAGUGGAAGAACAUUUUUGGGAAGUGCAAGAAGGUGGAGCAACAAAGGAGGUGAGGCAAGCGGUGGGGAACCUGCAAUUAUGGGAAGCCUUCUGCCGACAUUGCGCAGUCCAGGCUUAAAAGUCAAAUAACAUAAAUUAUGGCCAAGCGGACGGGGACGGAAGAUCAUAUGGGGCCAAGCCCCACGAAGAUAAACAGUGGAAUAAGUCUGCCCGUGGGCCCUUUGGGCUCUAUAAAUAGAGUUGCCAACUGCGGCAAUUGCAGCCACCGACAAUUGCAAGUCCCUUUUGCCUUUUGCCUUCUUUUAUGGCAAUUUAUGAUUAAUAAAAGGAAUUAAUCGCACACAAUGCCAGCGAAUGGCCAUAAUUGGUGGCACCGACUCCUGCAAGGAUCCGCGGAUCACAGUCAAGGUCAUCGCAAGGCCAUAUAAGGGAGCACCCACCGUCUAUAGAAUUCAACUGAAUAUUGCAACUGUGAUCAAAGGCAGCAAAUGGCUUCGUUUCGAAUGUUUUCUACUAUCAAAUAAAACCACCAAAUGUCGCACUGCUACAUAAUGAAAUUUGUGGGCGCAAGGUCCUGGGACACGCCCAGCUAUGGCCUAAAACUCAACAUGUUCGAGAAGAACAACUCGAUGUCCUCGGUGACCACGGUGCGGCAGGAUGUGGCCAUUCCGCUGUGGCACCUCGUACUCCUGCAACAUCCGCGCAAACGGAGCGCCGCAUCCGCAACGCGUGCGGAACUUCCGCGUACCCUGUAUAAUGGGACGACGAAAACGUGCGACUUUUGGAAAUACAUUCGCCACGUGUCCGCGUGGAACAAUGUGGCCAAGUUGAUACUCUCCAAAGGUGCCAGCAAUAUGAGUCUCGGCUGUCCACUGAAAACGGGCGUAUACGUAAUGAAUCGCAUCCAAGUGCCGCCGGAGACGACGAUCCUGAAGUUCAUGUACCAUCCGAACACACUGUACACCCUGGAGGGCACCGUCUACUCCCUGAAUCCCAAGGACAAGGUCACCAAGAAGACCUUGUGCUACUACGAGAUCAAUGCCACCAUCUUCAAAUCUUGUUAA